This is a messenger RNA of Dissoconium aciculare CBS 342.82, 1179 nucleotides long. RefSeq lists its product as uncharacterized. Lineage: Eukaryota; Fungi; Ascomycota; Dothideomycetes; Mycosphaerellales; Dissoconiaceae. The record is from RefSeq and is a predicted model, not a curated record. Gene Ontology annotation, molecular function: U6 snRNA binding; pre-mRNA binding; metal ion binding. The transcript has a single exon. Gene Ontology annotation, cellular component: U2-type catalytic step 1 spliceosome; Prp19 complex; U2-type catalytic step 2 spliceosome. The annotation marks the transcript as partial.
ACGACGACACAGACCGACGGCACUGUGCAAAAAGUUCGAAGAACCAAGAUUGUCAAGCGAAAGCGCCGACCUGCUCGACCACAACAGGAUCCGGCGCUCUUCAAAGUCGAGCCGCCGCCUCAGACUGGAACUAUCUUCAAUAUCUGGUACAACAAGUGGUCGGGAGGAGACCGCGAGGAUGCACAUUCUUCAAGGCACCAGGCGAAAGGUCGAUGUAAUGUCGCGCUCGACAGUGGCUACACGAAGGCGGAUCGCGAACCGGGUAGCUACUUUUGCAUAUUCUUCGCUCGUGGGCUCUGUCCGCACGGGUCCGACUGCCAAUAUUUACAUCGUCUCCCGAACAGUCGCAUAGGCAAAGAUGGCGGGUUAGGCGAUAUUUUCCCCGAGAACGUGGAUUGUUUUGGGCGGGAAAAGUUCAGUGAUUAUCGCGACGAUAUGGGUGGUGUCGGAUCGUUCAUGCGAAUCAACCGGACACUGUAUGUUGGGAGGAUCCAUGUCACGGACGACAUUGAGGAGGUUGUGGCACGGCAUUUCCAGGAAUGGGGCGCUAUCGAUCGUAUCCGCGUCUUACCGAGUCGAGGUGUAGCAUUCGUCACAUAUGUCUAUCUGGCCAACAGUGAAUUCGCCAAGGAAGCCAUGGCGCAUCAGGCCCUGGACAAUGACGAAACACUCAAUGUGCGAUGGGCAACCGUCGAUCCCAAUCCUGCAGCGCAGAAACGUGAGGCUGCUCGGCUCGAGGAACAGGCAGCCGAAGCAAUCCGAAGAGCGCUGCCGGCAAGCUUCAUCGCGGAACUGGAAGGAAGGAAAUAUGACGGAGUUGAUCCUGCAGAAGAGAGGAAACGGCGGAAGAUUGAAGGCAGCUUCGACCUCAAGGGGUAUGAGGCGCCUGAUCAUGUGUGGUACGCUGCGGAGAAAGCCCGCAUUGAGGCAGGUGGUGACACAAAGAUGAUUGAGGCUGGGCAAAAUACCGACACGCUCGAUGAAGCGGAUCCCGACGACGAAGGCAUGCUCUCGAUCGGCACAGUACCGCACAACCAAGAAGAGACCGAUGGCUUACUUGGCGCAAGUACGCUUGCUGCACUCAAAGGCUUUCGAGCGAAUAAUAGUGGAGAGACGAAGGCGCCAGACAUAUCGGCAGGACCACUCGUCGGCUACGGGAGCGAUAGUGAUGACGAAUGA